CCGCCAUAUAAACCCUCACGACAAUCCUCUGCACACAACCCCUUUCCUGAUCCAGCGUGCAACACUUGAAUUUCUUCAGUCUCCUCACACAAAGGUUUUAAUUCACAUCCCAGCUGAAGUAACGGAGGGGUGGAAACAUGAGGGACUGCGUCGCUUUGGUCUUCUGUGUGGCAGCCUUGACAGCUUGGAAAGUCACUGCAGAUGCCAAGGAGUUAUCCAUCACCACCAUAAAGGAGGAGCCCUACACCAUGAGCCGCGGCGUCGAGCUGGAGGGCUACUGCAUGGAUCUCAUCUCUGAGCUCUCCAAAGAGCUGGGCUUCAAGUACAAAGUGAGCCUGGUGAAGGACAACCGUUACGGCGUCAAGGAUCCCAGCGGCACCUGGAACGGCAUGAUGGGGGAAAUCAUCAGACGGGAGGCGGACCUGGCGGUUGCGCCGCUAACGCUCACUGCGGCCAGAGAGAUGGCCGUGGACAUGAGCACCCCCUUCAUGCAGACGGGACUCAGCUUCAUCCUGCGCAGAGACCUGGCCUCCCCAGAAAGCAGCUUGAGUCUGCUGUCUCCCUUCUCCACCGACAUGUGGGCCGGUCUCCUCAUCGCCUUCCUGCUGACGGGUCUCUGCAUGUUCCUGGUGGGCAGGAUUAGUCCUGCGGAGUGGGCCGAGCCGGACACGGAGGAGCAUAACUUCACAUUGCUGCACAGCUUUUGGUACAUCACAGGAGCUCUCACCCUGCAAGGUGCUGGUCCACACCCUAAAGGCCUGUCUGGACGUCUAGUCAGCUCCAUCUGGUGGCUGUUUGCUAUAGUGCUUUUGGCCUGCUACUUUGGCAACCUCAACUCCAUGCAUUCCAACAACAAACACGUCUCCAUCAAGACCUUUGAGGACCUUGCAAACCAGGACGCGAUAGACUACGGCACUUUGGAGGGUGGAUCCACCAUGGCUUUUUUUAAGAAUUCCAAAAACCCGGUGUACCGGCGCAUCUACGAGCACAUGGAGCGCAAGAAGAGCUCCGUGUCCAACAUGGAAGAAGGCAUCCGCCUCACCCAGGAGGGAAACUUUGCCUUUAUCGGCGAGGCCGCGUCCUUGGACUUGGCGGUGGCUCGCCACUGCCAGCUCAGCCGCUCCGACGAGACCAUCACCAUGAGAGCCUACAGCAUUGCAGCACCUCUGGGCUCUCCGCUGCUCAAAAACCUGAGCAUCGCCAUCCUCAAGCUCAGUGAGUCUGGUGAGCUAUCGCAUCUGCGACAGAAGUGGUGGUCAAGCAGCUGCGUAGCCGGCAGCAGGGCCAAGACCUCCGAGGCCCUACAGCCUCACGAUCUGCGGGGCCUCUUUCUGCUCCUGGGCCUGGGCCUUGGCGUUGGGCUGCUGCUGGCCUUGCUGGAGCUCCUAUCCGGAGCUCGCAACCAAGCAAAGGAUGGCAAGAAAUCGUGCUGCUCCGUGUUGACAUCAGAACUAAACCAGCGAUUUGGAGGCAAGGGGGGAAGUGCAGAGGGAGACGACUCAGGCAAAAGCAAAGCCUGAAAGGAACAUCCACAUGUUAGCCAUUGAUGGCUAGUUUCAGAGCUGAGAAGCCUGUGUCUCGUUCCAUCAAAUACAGUAACUUUCUUUGUUUCCAUAGUAACAGCCAUUUGUCGAGUGGUCCUGUCAGUAUGUUUUGUACUCUUCUAAAGAAAGAGCUCGUUGACCACAUGGGUAACAAUAACUAGCAGCUAUUUUACAGCGUGUUAAAGCAAACCGCAAGACUAGUUUUAAAUCGCCAAUACUAAUCACUGAUUUAUUUUUGAUGGCGGUGAAGAAUCCCUUACUUAUUUUUCAACUAUGAUGGUUUUAUAACCGUUUAUAUUUGCUUGGAAGUUCUAAAUAAAUCCCACAAUGUCCAGAA
Pungitius pungitius (ninespine stickleback) is the source of this 1881-nucleotide messenger RNA. RefSeq names its product glutamate receptor U1. Gene Ontology annotation, cellular component: postsynaptic density membrane; plasma membrane; presynaptic membrane. Gene Ontology annotation, molecular function: transmitter-gated monoatomic ion channel activity involved in regulation of postsynaptic membrane potential; kainate selective glutamate receptor activity. The record is from RefSeq and is a predicted model, not a curated record. NCBI's taxonomy places the organism in Eukaryota, Metazoa, Chordata, Actinopteri, Perciformes, Gasterosteidae. The transcript is spliced from 10 exons. Gene Ontology annotation, biological process: synaptic transmission, glutamatergic; modulation of chemical synaptic transmission; monoatomic ion transport. Bases 138 to 1520 code for a protein of 460 amino acids.